AUGGUGGAAAUAAUCAGCCUCGUCCCUGACGCUCAAGUCUUCAUCUCGGGACUGGGGACUCUCUCAAUACUUAUCAUUGCUUACUGCGUGGCCAAGGUCAUAUACAAUCUUUACUUGCACCCUUUGCGCAAGUUUCCGGGCCCGAUGUUGUGGGCAUCCAGUGCACUCCCAGCAGCCUUGAACAACGUGUCUGGCAAACCUCACAUCAAGCUACUAGAUCUGCACAGGCAGUAUGGUGAAGUGGUCCGCAUCGGGCCCAAUGAGCUGGCAUUUGCGCAUGCGGAUGCCUGGAAAGAGAUUUGCGGACAUCUCAAGCAUGGGCAGCACGAACAUGGCAAAGACCCGAAAUACGCCGACGAAAGCCUGGACAAGAGCCUCAUCUCUACUUCGCGUGAAAGGCACGGUCCUAUGCGGAGAACUUUGGCUCAUGCUUUCUCGGCACGGGCCAUGGCUGAUCAGCAACCCUUGAUCAACAGAUACAUCAAUUUGUUCCUACAAAAGAUAAGCGAACGCUGCAACAAUGGUACCGUGGCCCUCGACAUGACCGACUGGUAUGAAUUCAUGACCUUCGACAUGAUUGGCGAUCUGGCCUUUGGUGAAUCGUUUGGGUGUCUCGAAAAGGAAAAGGCCCACCCUUGGGUCAACAUUCUCUUCGACUCGCUCAAAUUUCUGCCCUGGCUCCAAGCGAUAAACGACUUUCCUUUUUUCUCCAUCCUCAAGCCAUCGUAUUUCGUACUUCUGAUGCCUCGAGAUAUUUUGAGGAAGCGGCAAGACAGUAUCGAGUUUAGCAAGGCCAGCUUGGGGAAAAGGCUUUCCUCGCCAAUAACUAGACCCGACUUUGUGGAUGCUAUGCUGGCAGCAAAGGGUGGCUACUCCAUGUCAGAACUAGAAAUGGUCGACAAUAGCGUGUUGCUCACCACGGCUGGCUCGGAAACAACUGCGACAACCCUGACCGCGACGACAUACUUCCUGGGCACCCAUCCCGAGGUCUUGGCCAAGCUCAGUACAGAGAUCCGUUCAUCCUUUAAGAACGAGGAAGAGAUCAACAUCAACAGCGUCCAAAAUCUCCCAUACAUGCUUGCGGUUCUGAAAGAGGUCAUGCGGGUGUACCCGCCCGUACCGAUUGCACUAGUUCGGAGAGCCGCACCAGGAGGCGCCGAGAUUGCAGGUAGAUAUAUACCAGAGGGGACAACUCUCGGUAUUUGGCAAUAUGCGCUAUACCACCUAUCCUCCAAUUUCCUCUGCCCUGAUGAAUUCAUUCCAGAUCGCUGGCUCGACGAUCAGCGAUUUGCGAAUGAUUGCAAGGAUGCCCACCAACCAUUUUCUUAUGGUCCACGAAACUGUAUCGGUAUGAAGUAA
This is a messenger RNA of Pestalotiopsis fici W106-1, 1359 nucleotides long. RefSeq lists its product as uncharacterized. The record is from RefSeq and is a predicted model, not a curated record. The transcript is spliced from 4 exons. Gene Ontology annotation, molecular function: iron ion binding; oxidoreductase activity, acting on paired donors, with incorporation or reduction of molecular oxygen; heme binding. The coding region runs from base 1 to 1359 and encodes 452 amino acids. NCBI's taxonomy places the organism in Eukaryota, Fungi, Ascomycota, Sordariomycetes, Amphisphaeriales, Sporocadaceae.